AUGGCGCAUCAUAUCCGAAUUUUAUUCGGGAGCGGGUACGUGUCAGUAUUUCUCUUUCUUUCUGCCAUGAUGAACACGGUCUCUACGGUCAGCCAUUAUCCUGUUCCCGAAGAAAUGGAGGAAGGCUCUGUUGUUGCCAAUUUAGCAACUGAUCUGGGAUUAGACGCGAAGACGCUAAAGGAAAGAGAAAUGCGUGUCGACGUAGUGGGCAAUAAAAAAUAUCUUGAUAUCAAUAAAGACACAGGAGAGCUGUUCAUUCUCUCCAGAAUAGACAGAGAAGUUUUGUGCCCCUUGAAAACAACGACGUACUGUUUUCUUAAAUUAGACGCUACCAUUGAAAACCCGAUACGAAUGUUUAAUAUCGAGGUGGAAAUCACGGAUAUUAACGACAACGCUCCUCAUUUUCGAAGAGGAACGAUGCACUUGGACAUCUCUGAAUCAAGCCCCGUUGGAGAGAGAUUCUCAUUGAAUAAUGCUGCAGACCCAGAUGUUGGAACUAAUUCUGUGAAGGAUUACCAUCUGAGCUCAAGUGAACAUUUUAGACUCGAGAUUCAGACCGGGAGAGAUGGGUCAAAGUUUGCUGAUUUGAUUCUGAAGAAAGCUUUAGAUAGAGAGCAGCAGGCUGUUCAUAAUCUAAUUCUCACUGCUGUGGACGGUGGAGUGCCCACGCGCACAGGUACAGCCAGCAUCAUUGUUCGCGUGCUUGAUGUGAACGACAACGCCCCUUCAUUCGACAAAGACAAAUACAUUGUAGAUGUGAUGGAAAACUCCCCGAUUGGCAGUCUAGUUAUAAAAGUAAACGCCACUGAUUUAGAUGAAGGUUCAAAUUCUGAUAUUGUUUAUUCAUAUAGUUUAUAUACAUCAGAGAGAACGCAACAGGUGUUUAACUUGAAUCCAGAGAAUGGUGAAAUCAGAGUGAAAGAGAUGAUCAAUUAUGAAGAUUUUAAACUUUAUGACAUGGAAGUUAUUGCCAGCGAUAAGGGGCCUAACUCCUUAACUGGUCAGUGUAAACUGUCAAUUCAGGUGACAGACAUGAAUGACAAUCAUCCAGAAAUAUCUAUCAAAUCAUUUCAGAGUCCAAUAAAAGAAGACAUAGAAUUAGACACAGUGAUAGCUGUAGUUAGUGUCAGUGAUAAAGACUCAGGUGACAAUGGAGUAGUUGAUCUUCAUAUUCCAGAUAAUAUGCCUUUCAAACUGCGGGAGUCCUCUGAUAACUAUUAUGAAUUAGUAGUGUCAGAGCCUUUAGACCGUGAGAAGGUUCCAGAAUAUGACAUCACUUUCACUGUGACAGACAGAGGUUCUCCUCCUUUAUCUGACAAUGAAACUAUGACGUUAGAACUGCUGGAUGUUAAUGACAAUGUUCCACAGUUCCCUCUGUCAUUUUAUACUAUACGUGUAAAUGAGAAUAACGCACCUGGGGCUUUGCUCAGUUCACUCACUGCGUUUGACCCCGACCUCCAUGAAAACCAGUAUCUAGUUUAUUUCAUCCUAGAGAAGGAGAUAGCCAACACCUCCAUGUCCAUGCUGUUCUCCAUCAAUCCAGAGAACGGUAAUCUUUACGCACUAAAAACUUUUGACUAUGAGAUCGAGAAGGAGUUUCUUUUCCACAUCGAGGCCAGAGACUCUGGCUCUCCUCCUCUCAGCAGUAACGUGACGGUCCACAUCAUCAUAGUGGACCAGAACGACAACGCUCCGGUUAUUGUCUCUCCGUGGAGAGCGCACGGCUCUGUGGUGGAGGAAAAGAUCCCCAGAUCCACCGAUAAAGGCUCUCUGGUUGCCAAGGUGAUAGCCUUAGACACCGACUCGGUGCACAACUCUCGGAUUACCUACCAGUUUCUACAAGUGACUGACGCCACCUUGUUCAGUCUGGAUCAAUACAACGGAGAGAUCCGGACUAUGAGGAUGUUCAGUUACAGAGACCCUCGCCACCAGAGGAUGAUUGUUGUUGCCAAGGACAACGAUCCCGCUCUCUCUGCUACAGUCACCAUCAAGCUGUCCACGAUGGAGACUGCCGUUAAGGCCUACUCUGACAUGACUGAGGUGCCUCUAGAAUAUGACAUCUUCUCAGACCUAAACCUGUAUUUGGUCAUCGGUCUGGGCUCGGUGUCAUUUCUCCUGCUCAUCACCAUAUUGGUCACCAUCGUGCUCAAGUGUCAGAAACCCAAGCCCAGCAAAGCGGCUCCUCCCUGCAGGAACAGUGUGAUCAGUGAGAGGAACUCCACCAUCGCAGAUUCCACUCUGGUCUCCAACGAUGCCUACUGGUACAGUCUGUUUCUAGCAGAGACCAGGAAAGGAAAGAUGGUGGUGAGACAGCCUGUGCCAAAGGGCUCCAGAUACAUCGUGUCCAGUUUACCAAGAGGAACAGGACUGACAGACACUAGUGACUCAGCAGCAUCCACUCUGCAGGAAUCCAGCAGCAGCAGCAGCAGUUCAACAUAAGGCCCCACCUCCAGCUGUGUACCGCUUUGAAUCGGAUAGGAAAGCUUCAGAGAGGAAAGGAGAAACCCCUGCCCAUAAACGCCCCCACGUCUAUCCUGCUCGGUUCUAUCCUUGCUCCUUACAAUGUGUAGUUUUCAUGCUAUAACACCAAGUGGACUAUGGUGGCUAAUUAAGGACC
Molecule: messenger RNA, 2617 nt
Organism: Anoplopoma fimbria (sablefish)
Lineage: Eukaryota; Metazoa; Chordata; Actinopteri; Perciformes; Anoplopomatidae
Product: protocadherin alpha-C2-like
Biological process (GO): homophilic cell-cell adhesion
Cellular component (GO): plasma membrane
Molecular function (GO): calcium ion binding
Source: RefSeq, a predicted model, not a curated record